Messenger RNA from Australozyma saopauloensis, 270 nucleotides. RefSeq lists its product as uncharacterized. The transcript has a single exon. The coding region runs from base 1 to 270 and encodes 89 amino acids. The record is from RefSeq and is a predicted model, not a curated record. Lineage: Eukaryota; Fungi; Ascomycota; Pichiomycetes; Serinales; Metschnikowiaceae. Gene Ontology annotation, biological process: iron-sulfur cluster assembly. Gene Ontology annotation, cellular component: mitochondrion; L-cysteine desulfurase complex.
AUGGCUCCUACAUCGAAACAGGUUCUUCAGUUGUACAAGAGCAUCUUGUCUAAGGCCUCCAAGUUUGAUAACUACAACUUCAGAGAGUAUUUCAGACGGAAGGCUCAGCACGAUUUCAAAGAACACAAAAACGUUGCAGAUGAGCAACAAAUAACUCGUCUCUACAAUGAAGGUAUUGACCAGUUGGCUCUUUUGAAUCGCCAGUCUGCUAUCUCUCAAAUGUUCACUUUCGAGAAGCUUGUGGUGGAGCCAUUAAAGAAACACCACUAA